CCGCCUGCAAAACGUCGCAAGCGGAAUGUUGUCAACGACGACGACGACGAUCAGGAUGAGAGAUCGACUCCGGCGAAGAAGAACAGCCUGAACUACUAUUUCUCGUCGCCAGAUGCUAAGAGCAACGCUUUGCGCAAUACCACACGAUCAUCUCGUGCGACUUCUGCUCAGACUGCGCCUGCUGUGUCGACUCGCUCAAGCCAAUUCAGGCCGCCGCCGCCGUCCAAGAGCCCCAGCCAAAGUCCGACAAAAGCCAGAAAGCCCAUCGAUGAGAAGGGGAAGUCUGCCAACAUCAGAACCCUCUUCUCCAAGCAGUCCCAGAAGGCCAAGACAGAGCUAAAGUCCCAUGGGCGCCCGGGCAACAAGCCCGAGGCCCAAACACUCGACAUAACCAGCGACCCGCUUUCCGAAGACGAUGACGAAGACAUAGGCGUCCACAGGGCUUCAGGUACAAGUCUGGUGGGGAAGAAGGCACAAAAAAGGUCGAGGGAUCACCCGGAGCCGGAUCAAGCUUUGGCUGCAGCGAAUACUAGUGCCAACCAGAGAUUCCUGCGACCUUCACAGAACCCCUCGUCUGCCGACGGCAUCGACCAGCGGCCCUGGUCUGAGCGAUUCAAUCCCGAGAACCUGGACGAGCUCGUCGUCCACAAAAAAAAGGUGGCAGAUGUGCGGCGGUGGCUGGAAGAUGUCCUGGGCGGUCGCAUGCGCCAGCGUUUGUUGGUCCUGAAAGGCUCCGCGGGCACGGGGAAGACCACCACGAUGCGGCUCCUCUCCAGAGACAUGGGCUUCGAAAUUCUUGAGUGGAGAAAUCCUGAUGGUGCUUCUGGCUUGACUUUAGGGACACAGUCCUCCUCGUCAGCACAGUUUGAAGAGUUCGUGGGCCGAGGACGUAAGUUUGGGCAGCUAGAAUUCGACGUGGAAGACUUCGGCCAGCUGUCAGACAAGACAGACAAGACAUCCCGAGAUGGCCCUGGUGACGAUCGCAGAAGGGUCAUAUUGAUUGAAGAGUUUCCGAACACGUUCUUGCGAUCUGGAAAUGCCCUCACGUCUUUUCGGAGAACCGUGCUGCAGUUCCUUGCGACGAACACACCGUCUCUGGCGGUUCUCGGCCAGAAUACGGCGGCAGAACCCGUCAUACCGGUAGUGAUGAUCAUCUCCGAGACGCUUCUGACCACAACUUCGGCCUCUGCAGACAGCUUCACAGCGCACCGUCUUCUGGGGGCUGAGAUUCUCCGCCACCCGGGUACUGGUGUCAUUGAGUUCAACGAUAUUGCGCCAACCUUGUUGGCCAAGGCUCUCGAGCUUGUGGUCAAGAAGGAGGCAAGAGUGUCUGGACGGCGACGGACCCCUGGGCCACAGGUGUUGAAGAGGCUCGGCGAGAUAGGAGACAUCAGGAACGCCGUCUCGUCACUUGAAUUCCUUUGCCUCAAGGGCGAUGAUGAUGCAGACUGGGGCUCCAAGGUCACAUUCACCAAGACCAAGAAGGCCAGCAAGGACCAGGCCCUGACCAGGGGGGAGCAGCAGAGCCUCGAGCUGAUCUCGCAGCGCGAGUCUAGCCUUGGAAUAUUUCACGCUGUCGGUAAAGUUGUUUACAACAAGCGAGACGAGCAGCCUUUUGCCCCAGGGUCAGAAGAAGCGAUAGCAGAAGCCCUACCGCCACAUCUGACUCACAUGAGUCGGAAUAAACGGUCUCAGGUCGCGGUGGACGCCCUGAUCGACGAGACCGGCACGGAUACUUCUACUUUCAUAUCAGCUUUACACGAAAACUACGUUCUAUCUUGCGACCGGACGAGUGCCGCUGAUGCAGGCUCAUCAAUAGACUAUAUUAACGGCUGUAUAGACUACCUGUCCGAAAGCGAUCUCCUGAAUCCGUCCUGGGACAUCUUCUUUGGAGGCAAGGGCUUUUCUGGCAGUGGGAGGGACCAGGGUAGUCACAUUCUUCGCCAGGACGAGAUGGCAUUCGAAGUGGCAGUACGUGGGCUGCUCUUUUCCCUGCCUUGCCCGGUGAGGCGCAAGAACGCCUCGACCAAUAGAGGUGGCGAUACAUUCAAGAUGUUUUACCCAACGAGCAUCAAGCUCUGGAGGAUGAAAGAGGAGCUGGAAGGCCUUGUGGAUCUCUGGGCAUCCACGAUGCUGAAGAGGGACGAUCACGCCUCGGCCUCGACUCCGCAGUACAUCGACCAGAGCGUUUCGAAUGGUGCUUCUAAUUUCCGCAAGAGCAAGGCAGGAAGUGUCGGUGACUGGGUAGGCAAUCGCGGCGAACAAAAGUAUGCAGUUAAGAUCCAAUCCAAGGCCGCCGCGGACCACUCAGGGGAAGAGGCGGCGCCGCUGCUGUCUCUGGGCACUUCAGCACGCCAGGAGAUGAUACUGGAGCGACUGCCAUACAUGGCACAAAUGAUGCGACACCGCCGAACGUCAUUCUAUUCACUGGGACUCCGUGAUCUAGAGAAGGUAGUGUCAUUCCAGGGCAUAGGCGCACCGGUGGAUGAAGAAUUGGACGAGGAAGCUGAAGAGGCCACUGACCCUACCGGAGAGAGCUGGGCUACAGACAAAUCCACAGAGGAUAAAACACCUAGAAAGAGAUGGACCACAGCGAUCAAGUCACGAAGCGAGCAGAGCGAGGGCUCCAUGAUCAGCAGUCUUCAGGUCCACAAGCUGGUCCUCAGCGAUGAUGACAUUGAGGAC
Molecule: messenger RNA, 2685 nt
Organism: Cryphonectria parasitica EP155
Lineage: Eukaryota; Fungi; Ascomycota; Sordariomycetes; Diaporthales; Cryphonectriaceae
Exons: 2
Biological process (GO): DNA damage checkpoint signaling; mitotic DNA replication checkpoint signaling; DNA repair
Molecular function (GO): chromatin binding
Source: RefSeq, a predicted model, not a curated record